UUGUGUUUAAAAUAUGGCGGGGGGUGACUAUUGGGCAGUAAGAACUUCCAUUAGCUGGAGCCGCUGCUGUCAGUGACUUGCAGAUUUAGUAAGAGAGAACAUGAGCUAGGGAAGGAUGCCUGCAUCUUCUUUCCCCUGCACGGCGCUAUGGGCUGCUCGUUUUGUUCUCGAAUUUAUACGCCCGGUAGACUAUCAAUCCCCAAAUGAAGGUAACACUGAAACUGCUUCAGGAGUAAAAGUCACACAGCCAGAACUCUUAAGAACAAUGGAAGUCAUGAAAACUUUUAAUGAUCAAUCAUUGAACUGUGAUCGUUGUAAUUUUCAUGGCACUGAUUAUGACAGUGUGCAGAUUCAUAAGGGCACCAUACAUCCAGAAUUCUGUGAUGAGAUGGAUACUGCUGGCUUGGGAAAACUAGUAUUUUAUCAGAAAAGCGCAAGACUGUUUCAUUGUCACAGAUGCUUUUUUACAAGCAAGAUAUUUAGCAAUGUUUAUUAUCACAUUUUAUCCCGCCAUGGAAUGUCUGAGAAAUGGAGAACUGAAGAGAAACCGAUAUUAGAAACAAAGUCUGAGGCAAGUUCUGUAAAUAUUUCUGGUAAAAAUUCUGAAAAAAGCACAAGCGAAGAUGAGAAAUCUGUAGCUGAUCAAGAACAGAAGGACAAAUUGAGUGAAGAUGAAAAACCAGAUGAAAAUGAUACCCUUUCUUCUUGGCCAGAGAAAACACCAAAGGAAGAAAGUCAGGAAAGUUCUGAUAGUGAAUCUAAAAGCAGCAUUGUGGAGCAAUCAAUUGCACAAUCCCCAGAAGCAAAAGAGAAAGAGUCCAGCAGUGAACCAGACUUGGAGUCUGAGUCAAGUAGCAGCAGUAGUAAACUAAGUAAAAUAAAUUCUGUUCCUGCAAGAGAUGCUAAUGAAUUUUCUGACAAUGAGGCUACGUCUUCACAUUCAAAAGACAUCCCACAAUUCUCAGAUGAGGAAGAGCCUGAUGAGGAAACACCUGCUUUACCUGAUAGCCUUCCUAAUUUCUCUGAAGAUGAAGAAAUGAUAACACAACCUAAAGGUUUGGAAGAGUCCUCCGAUGAUGAGGAACCUGAUCAGUCUAGGGGAAUUGAGGAUAUAUCUGAAGAUGAGGAGAUGCCAGUGGAUGACAAAGGCAUAGAGAAUGUAUCAGAGGAUGAAGCUCCAAUGCAAACCAAGGAAGUGGCAGAGUCUUCAGAGGAAGAUGAUGUUCCAGCUAAAGAGACAAUAGAUUUUUCUGAUAAGGAGGAUGUGCCACCUCUAACGAAAGAUGCACUGGAAUUUUCAGAAGACGAGCCAACCAGUAUAUCUAAAAACAUGACAGAAUUGUCAGAAGAAGAGGAUGAGUCUGCAGUUGCAGCAAAAAAUUUAAUGGGGUUUACAGAAGAAGAAGAGGAGGUGGCAAAUGUAUCAAAAAACAUUAUGGAGUUUUCAGAGGAGGAGGAGGACACACCAUCACUGUCUAAAGACAUUAUGGAGUUCUCAGAAGAAGAAGAAGAUACUCCAGCAAUGUCCAAGAGCAUUAUGGAAUUUUCUGAAGAAGAGGACGGUUCUCCUCCAUCCAAAAAUAUGCCCAAAUAUUCAGAAGGUAAUUUGACUCCAACUCAGUUAAAAGACACACUAGAUGAUACUGAGGAUGGGAAUACUUCUGCAAUGAAGAAACCAUCUGCAUUAUCAGAAGAUGAGGAAACUCCUAUCAAAUCAAAUUUUGCAAAGUCAAAGGAUGCACCAUCUAGCUCAAUGCUAGAAGAGACCCCAACACACACAGCAGGAGGCUUUCCAUUGUCAGAAGAUGAGGCAGCAUCAUCCUGGUCUAAAGAUUUAUCAGAGACACCAGAAACUGGUGACAUUUCUGCAAAUGCUUCAGAUAUGCCUGAUACUUCUGAUGAUAAAGAUGGAUUUAUCAGAGAUGAGGAAAUAAUGAAACAUGUUCGGCGGGUAAAGGGAAAGUUUUAUUGCAUGUUAUGUGAAUGCCGUCCACUUAAAAAGGGACCUGUGUUGCACCAUCUAAUUACUAGGCAUAACAUGCCCAGCCCAUUUAUUUGUAAAACAUGUGGGAAAACUUUUGUUAUGGAGACACAUCUUAAAAACCAUUUGUCGUCCCAUACCAAAGGUUUGUAUAAAUGCAGCCGUUGCAAUUUUCAGACAGAUCAUCCAAGAGGGUUUAAAAAACACCAAACGCACUGCCAGAGAGUCCACAAAGAUGAGACAGAGCAGACUGUUUUGGACUUUGAACAGAAUAAAGAGGAAAACUGAUAGGAUUCUUGACAGGGUGGGAUUUAGUGGAGUGAAAACUUUUAUUCGAUUAAUGUUAGCCUCUUCCAAUAAAAUUGUUCUGUAUUUUAUUAAAGGGAAAGUUUUUCUUAAA
Messenger RNA from Xenopus laevis (African clawed frog), 2381 nucleotides. RefSeq names its product chromosome alignment maintaining phosphoprotein 1 S homeolog (gene champ1.S). Gene Ontology annotation, biological process: attachment of mitotic spindle microtubules to kinetochore. Gene Ontology annotation, cellular component: nucleus. The coding region runs from base 116 to 2269 and encodes 717 amino acids. The transcript is spliced from 2 exons. Lineage: Eukaryota; Metazoa; Chordata; Amphibia; Anura; Pipidae. The record is from RefSeq and is a predicted model, not a curated record.